Messenger RNA from Culex pipiens pallens (northern house mosquito), 3158 nucleotides. RefSeq names its product protein fem-1 homolog CG6966. Gene Ontology annotation, molecular function: protein binding. The transcript is spliced from 8 exons. NCBI's taxonomy places the organism in Eukaryota, Metazoa, Arthropoda, Insecta, Diptera, Culicidae. The coding region runs from base 1076 to 2980 and encodes 634 amino acids. The record is from RefSeq and is a predicted model, not a curated record.
CUCGCUCGCAUUCGUUGGGUUCGCAGUGAGAAAACAAAAACAAAUUCACCUCCACCUAGCUGAACAUCAAGCCAUUACUCCUGGAAGUUCUGUGGUAGACCUUUGCGAUACACAAAGGGAAAGUGCGUUCUCUGCCCAGAAGUUUAAACUGGUUCUAAAAGUUGUUGAACUCGCUCUCUCGCGCAUCGUAACGUCGCUGGAAAGGGCGUUGUAAGUGGAGAGUAGCAACGGAGUUGGAGUCUGUGUUCACGGGGAUAGAUAGAAGUUACGGAAGUUCUUGUUAAGGCUCGCGUAGAAAUUUUGCACUUCCGGAAGUGUUGUAAUUCCGGUAAUACUGACCCGAAAAUUUCGAGCAAUUUUCAAGAACUUAGAACUUAGUGACAAAGUAAAACGUAGAAGCUUGGUGCAAAGAACAAACCUGAACGAAACAAAGGAUAACCUAACAUCGUGAGAGGAGAAGGAUAGAAGGAAAAGAAUCGAAAGAAAAUAAUCGAUCCUGUCUUGGUGUGUGCACCAGCACUGCUGGAAACCAUCUGUUUGAUCCUGAGUAGGAGUGUUUGUGUGUGAGUCUAAGCUUCCAGGAAUACAAACAAAACUAGUUUGUAGAAGAGAUCCCUUGAAAUCUGGUGAUUUUGUGUUGUUUCCAACCUCGGCCACGCCUGGAUGACGGAGUGGCGCUGCGAUCGGCCCAACAAGAAGAUGUCACUUUAGUGUGAAAGCAGGAAGUGCAAUGUAAAUGCCGCAAGCCAAUGUGUUCAACGAGAAAAAUUGCAUGCAGUACAUGUAAAAAAGUGUCCACCAAGUGAAGUAAAAUACAAAGAAAGUCAAACAAUAGAAGCGUGAGCAAGAAUAAGAAGAAACACAUCACACAAAAGAAGCUAGAAAAAGGUUCCAAAAAGAGCCAAUAGAAGAGAAAGCAAAGUGAAAAAGGGGAAAAAAAGUUCUCGAAUAUUUUGGGCCUGUUUCCCCCCUUCUGUAUCUCUCAUCUGAGGGUGUGUGUGUUCAAGCACGUGAAUCUAGCUGUGUGUGCGUAGGUGUGUCUGUGUGGCACAGUGCGUGUACGGAGUGUUGUUAGAUGCUAGCAACAGCGAUGGAUAACAAAGAGAACGUUUUCAACGCGGCUCGGGACGGCAACCUGGUUGUGCUGAAGCGAUACAUCAGCGGCCGGCCCCAGAACGAGACAGAGAUGCUGGUGACGGCCAAAACGGGCGGCGCCACACCCCUGCUGAUUGCCUGCCGGAAUGGUCACUUUGACGUGGUGCAGUAUCUGAUCAAACGGUGCCACGCCGACGUGGAACAGCCGGGUUCAGUGAUAUUCGACGGCGAAACGAUAGAGGGCGCCCCGCCCCUCUGGUGCGCGUCCGCCGCCGGCCACACCAGCAUAGUGAAGCUUCUAGUCCAGCACGGUGCCAAAGUGAACAGUACAACCAAAACGAACAGCACGCCGCUGCGGGCGGCCUGCUUCGACGGCCACUACGAGAUCGUCAAAUACCUAGUGUCACACGGGGCCGACAUCGAGGUCGCGAACCGCCACGGCCACACCUGCCUGAUGAUCGCGUGCUACAAGGGCCACUACAAGAUCGCACAAUACCUGCUCUCGCUGAAGGCGGACGUGAACCGGCGCAGCGUCAAGGGCAACACCGCGCUGCACGACUGCGCCGAGUCCGGCUCGCUCGAGAUCCUGCAGCUGCUGCUCCAGCACGGCGCCACCAUGGACGUGGACUCGUACGGAAUGACCCCCCUGCUAGCGGCCAGCGUCACCGGUCACCUGCCCAUCGUGGAACACCUCAUCAGUUUGCCAUUCGUGAAGCGGGAAGACCGGAUAGCGGCGCUCGAGCUGCUCGGGGCGACCUACGUGGACAAGAAGCGCGACAUGUUGGGGGCGCUCUCUUUCUGGAAGCGUGCCAUGGAAGAUCGCUACAACAACAGUCCGGUGCUACCGAAGCCCGUCCGAGAACCCGUGCCCGCGUACGACUUUGGCCAGGAGGUGAACGACCUUGGCGCGCUGGACGAGCUCGUGAUGGACCCCGAUGAGAUGCGCAUGCAGGCGUUGCUGAUCCGCGAGCGAAUACUCGGCCCGGUCCAUCCGGACACCAGCUACUACAUCCGCUUCCGAGGUGCCGUGUACGCCGACUCGGGCCGCUUCGACCGGUGCAUCGAGCUGUGGACGUACGCGCUGUCCAUGCAGCAGAACAUCCUGGAACCGCUGAACCCAAUGACCCAAUCGUCGCUGCUCUCGUUCGCCGAACUGUUCAGCUUUAUGCUCGGCGAAGCGGGCCGACCCAUCACCCGUGGCCGGAUCGUUCCGCCCAUCGAAACCUCGGACAUGUUGAUCAUCUUCAAGAAGUCGAUCCGCGAAGUUCAGUACGGCCAGCGCAUGCUGGAGCAGAUGCCGACCCACGAGCGGGACAGCACGGCGUUGAACCGGGCGCUGGUCAUCUCGCUGCACCUGGCCUGCCUGUUGGCCCGACUGCUCGACGAGGACGAAGAAGUGUGCUGUGAUAGCAUGAAGCACCAGAUUCUGCGUGCGUUCUACGAAUUAGUCAGUUUGAAGAUCGUGGCCAAGUCCGGCCGGACGGCGCUCCACCUCGCGUGCUACAAGGAGGCCGCACUCGUCGGUCGCUACCCCGCCUGCCAGCUGCCCUCGCCCCGCCUCGCCAAGGCGCUGCUCCAGGUCGGGGCGGACCCGAACGCACAGGACGAGGCCGGCAACACCCCGCUGCAUUUAGCCGCCCUAACGCGGCCCUGCCCGGCCGUGCUGGCCCAGACGCUGCUCGAGUACGGGGCGCACCUGGACACCAGAAACCUGGACGGCGACACGUUCGAGUCGCUGCUGCAGAACCAGCGCCUGCACGAGCUGGUCAACCCGGUCCGGUACACGCGCCUCUCCUGCCUAGCCGCCCGCGUCCUCCAGCGCCACUCGAUCGAGUACCACGGCCAGGUGCCCACGUGUCUGUACGAGUUUAUCGAUUCCCACUAAUGGGGAGGGGGGUAGAAGCAGAAGAAGAAGAAGCAGAAGCUGCCACCACCAGUAGUAGUCAGUCACAGUAGGCUAAGGCUAAUCCGAGUUUAGGAGGAGAAAACGGAAUGCAUGUGUGUUGUGAGUGAUGAGAGAGGGCGCAUCCCUAGCUUCCGCAACGAGACAACUUUCGGUAGAA